AUGGGAGAAGGAGACGACGAAGAGGAAUAUGGAAAUGAGUACGCCAGUGAUCGACUUGAUGUGCAACAUGAGCAUGAAAAGGUAACAAUUCAUAAUACAAUGGCUGAAUAUCCUGUAGACACCGUCCAUGAAAUGGCAAGCAAUAGAGUCACCGGUCAGUCAGAAGGUGAUAGAUUGCAAGCCAUGGUCCAAUCGGCUAGGACCGAUGAUGUUAAGGAGCGUGACGUAUUCGACUCAAAGAAGGAACUAGUUAUGAAAAUGCAUUUACUUGCAUUGCGGAAGAACUUUCAGUUUCAAGUGAAGAAGUCUACGCCGAAACUAUACUUGAUGCGAUGCAUCGAUCCUACUUGCACGUGGCGACUUAGAACCACUAAGAUUAGAGAUUGCAACCUGUUUAAGAUAAAGAAAUAUAUCGCAGUCCACUCUAAGUGCAAUGGUGCCGUUAUGAAACAGGAUCAUCGUCAGGCGAAGAGUUGGGUGGUCGGUCAUCUAGUACAAUCAAAGUUUACUGAUGUUUCUCGCACGUACAGGCCGAAGGACAUCAUGCAAGAUAUUCGUGAGGAGUACGGUGUAAAUAUGAGUUACGACAAGGCCUGGCGUUCGAGCGAAGAAGCACUCCGACUUAUCAGAGGGGAUCCAGCUUCAUCGUACGRGCUACUACCCGCUUAUGGGGAAGCCAUGAAAAUCAUGAAUCCAGGUACUAUAUUUGAAUUGGAGUUGGAUGAUAGUAAGUACUUCAAAUAUGUCUUCAUGGCCAUGGGUCAAUCAAUUAGAGGUUUUAUGUGUUGCAUUCGACCAGUUUUGGUUAUUGACGGGGCACACCUUAAAGGGAAGUACGGAGGUGUAUUAUUAACUGCUUCUGCUGUUGAUGCGAAUAACCAAAUAUACCCAGUUGCUUUUGCAAUGGUCGGGAGUGAGAGCGUCGCAUCAUGGGUAUGGUUUAUGACUCAAUUGAAGAGUGUUGUCGACACCGUUCAGAAUUUGGUCUUCAUUUCUGAUCGACAUGCCGCCAUUUGUAAAGCGAUUGAUGAGGUAUUUCCUACUGCAUUUCAUUGCUUUUGUAUACAUCAUCUAAAGAUGAACUUGCUGGCCAAAUUUAAAACGUCCGCGUUGGAGGCAUUAUUUUUUAAGGCUGCGAAGGCAUUUCGCGAGUCAUAUUUCAAUGAGAACUGGGUCCAACUGUGCGCACACCCAGGAGUCAGGGAAUAUCUGGAAGCUAUAGGAAAGGAACGAUGGGCUCGCUGCUUUCAGACGAAACUAAGAUACUCACAAAUGACCACCAAUAUUGCAGAGUCCGUUAAUGCCCUUUUCAGGCAUGCACGUAAGUUGUCAAUCACCGCAUUACUUGAUCAUAUCAGAGGUGUGUUGCAAAGGUGGUUCUACGAACAUCGGACGCUUGCUUCUUCACGGCAGAGUACGUUGUCUGACUACGCAGAGGAAAUGAUUGCCGAAGCUUUGGAUAAUGCACGGAGACACAUUGUUAUGAACAUCGACCAGUUUAAUUUUGAGGUACUUGACGGGAACCUCAAUGGGGACGUUGACUUGCAAUCGCAGACGUGUACUUGUCGGGAGUUCGAUUAUUUUAAAGUCCCGUGCUCCCAUGCUAUUGCUGCAGCCAGUUCUCGUAGCAUAAAUCCGUACACACUAUGCGAUGAGGCAUACACGGUCAACAGCUAG
This is a messenger RNA of Momordica charantia (bitter melon), 1677 nucleotides long. Lineage: Eukaryota; Viridiplantae; Streptophyta; Magnoliopsida; Cucurbitales; Cucurbitaceae. The record is from RefSeq and is a predicted model, not a curated record.